GCUAUCCCUUAAGAUGUUGGCGUCGGCCAGUCCAUUAAGGAUGGCCUCCUUAAUAAACUUUUCUAAGAUUGAGGUUGAUGGAGUUAGGUCCCACUGUCCACAGUUAGGAUACCUAUAGGAUAUCCACUUAAGCCACUUGCUAGGUUUAAGUUUUGGACUAGUUGAGCUGAUUAGGGUAGCUGAUUAGGGUAGCAUUAAGUUGGGGCUUAUACUAGGCUUUUGUUUAAGGCUAGUGGGGUCUUUGGGCUAGAAGUAGAGCUGUGGUUGGUAAAGGCCUCGUUAGAGUUAGUUAGACCCACGUUAGAGUUGGGUCUGUUAGAAGUCCUGAUGCUAUAGCUAGGAUUGGAGCAUCUCCCAAGUUGGGUUAAAGUUACAGGAACUGCCAGCUCAGUAAGGAUUUUUGGACUAGGUUUAUGAUAGGGCUGGUAAGGCCUGUUGGCCUAUGGUUAUGUUGGGCCCAGUAGGGACCAUCAUCAUGGAGCUUGGGAACAACAAUCAGUGCUCACCAUGCAGCGCUUAAGGGCACGUUUGCUAGGGUUCUGGGGCUAAGUUUGGUGAUGAGCUCUCAGCAUUUUGGUUAGGGUUAGGCCUAGUAGGGUUAACAGGCAAGGUUAGGGUUGGGCUCAGUAGAGCUUCUGGGCCUUCUGCUUGGACUGACUCCAGGAGGACUCUCCAGGUUAGGGGUUAUUUUUGGGAUCCAUAAAAGUUCCGUGUUUAGGGUUAAGGAAAAGCUCAUUAGGUUCUGCUGGGCUCAAUAGCUUUCUCCCUACUCCUCCCUAGCUUUUCUCCUGCUGUGUUAGAGCUGUGUGUGAUAGAGGCACCUGAGCUAGGGUGAAUGCUGAUCUGUUUAUAGCUUUUGGAUCUAGGGUUAAGCUGGGAAUGAUUAAGCUUGCUGGACUAGUGUCAUUUUAGGCUUGAUAGGGAAAAUCAGGUUAGGGUUAGGGCUGAUCACUGUAGAGUUUCUAAGAGCUAGGUAGGAUUAGGUUGGGCCAGGCCUAGGGGUAGGGUUGGACAUGGUUGGGUUCCUAUGUAUAGGGUAUAGGUUUAGGGUUUAUUCCAGUAGGACUCACUUGCCUAGGUUUAGGUUUAGGGAAAAUACAAUUCAUUGGUCUCAGUGUAGGGGUGAGGCCCUUAGGGCUCCAGGUGUUACUAUUUGCAUUGUGCCUGGUGGAACCAGCCAGGUUAAGAUGUGAGCCAGAUAUGGUAGGGUUUGACAUAGUACAGGCUAGGGUUAGAGUGGACUUCAUAGAGGCUACCCAGGUAGGACUUCCCGAGCUAUGAUUAGACUUGGCCUCAGUAGGGCUCAUCUAGCCAGCUAAGGUUAGGUUGGGACUAAUGGCUGAGUUUAUCCUAGUAGGAUGCAGGAUUAGGGCUGGGCCAGCGAGGCUUGAGUUACAGCUGUAGCUCUGUAGGGCUCCCAGUCACCAACCUUUUGUGAAGUAGCCUUGCCUGUGUAGCGCGAAACCUGGCUGCUAAUCCUACUCAACCUGAGAUGGUUCAAACCACAUCUGGUAUUACCCAGGAGAGGGCUGUGAUCACCAAGCAAGAAUCAUGGCUGGAUCAGGAGCAAUUUCCAUCACUUCUGUUGAAUCUGUGGUGUUAUUUAAGAAGAAAUGAUGAGCUUACUUUGGUGAGAGGAAGGAUACCUGUCUAAAUCCCACCUAACUCUUAGUUUAGGCACCUAACUCCUUUUUGGAUCUGGCCCCUAGUUUCUCUAAAUGCCCAAGUCACUUAUGAAUAAUUGGAACUUAGGCUCCUAAGUCACAUUGGUAACAUUUUCAGAAUUGCCUUAGAUAAGAAUCUUCCAGGUGACCUAGAAAUAUCUUAGUUCAGUUAAUUCACUCUAGUAAACAUAAAAGCUAACUUGGAUCUCCAUCCCUGCCUUCCAGCUUUCAUUAUCUUUGUGAGAAAAGAGGAACUAUGACUCAAAACUAUUUUGCCCUCAGAGUUUUUUUGCUCUCUCAAAAUAGAGACAAUUUCCUAGGUUAGGCUUCCUGGGAGGCAUCUGUGAGUUUUCCCUUAAAAUUGUAAAGUGAACACUCUUUUAAUAAGAAUAGGAGGAUUUUCAAAUAUUUUGUCUCAUGAUUUGAAUUGGAACUGGUAAAGUUUUGAAAUACCUAGCAGGUUAGAAAUUAGGGUUACAGGAACUGUGAAGAAGAAUAUAAAUCCAUUUGAAACAUCCCUAUUCACAUUAUUUUUGGGUCAUAGUAGAAUAUAGAGAAUUCCUAUUUAGCAGAGUUCAGUGUUACAUUGUGAUGCCAUCUCCUCUUUGUACUAUUCCAGAGUGAAAGGAAGUGCCUCCUGUUAUCCAUGUUACAUCCUCUGGGAUGCAGACUAUUCUGUUAUGGCGACCUGGUGGGAAGGGGUUGAUACAGGGGUCAAGCCUUCCCAGGCUGCACCUCAGUCUGAGAGUCUCUCAUAUCUCUGCCUAAAGAGAAGACAGCAAAAUCACAACCUUGUAACUCCAGGUCUGGCUCUGGCCCUGAACCCAGGGAAUUUUUCUGGCAUACUGUGAGCCCACCAAGAGAUGAGAUAAUUCUCUCCUGGCUCCUUUCAGCUGUCAAAACCCAGUGAUUUUGGUGCCUUGGCACGGUGGAAUUUUCCCGCCACAUGAGAGUGUCUUGCAAAGUAAAAGGCUUUCUGUUGUUGCAGAAAACCCCCGGUGCAAGAGAGUUCCCGCCAUUCGAAUGUAAAUUUGUGUCCCGCUAUUGGCCAGUUCUAAAUUAUGCACACGUGGCGGCUAGUAAUUGGUUUGCUGGCCGUUUAAAAAUUAGCGCAACUUCCGCCCAAGUCGGAGAACUUUGAGCACACUGCAGAGUGCCUCUGAAGAGAUCUGACUCGUGGCUGAGCUGAUCGAUAGACUGAUCACCUAUCGAUUCUUCUCCCCGUCACUGAGCGCAAUCCCAGACGUAUCCCUUUCCCUGCUGGCCCGAUUUGUAGACGGACGUGCUGGCCUGAGCCCUGCCAGCUGGAACAACUAACGUAGUUGUUUAGACAACCGGACCAUUUUUCAUCGCAACAGCAAGUGACGUAAGUAAAGUUUUACAACCAUAAAGCUUUCUCGGCCUCUCUAUUCACCAGCCCACCCUGACGAACGAGUAAUUAUUGAAUCACCUCGAGUCGGCUUUGGCUGUCCGAGACAUGGCAACGAGGAUGGGAUUAAAGGGCACGGUGAUGGAGAAGAACUUAAUCAGGUGCUGCCCCUGGCGCACCGGGACCCGCCACAUAGAGAAUGCCAACGAUCUAUGGGCGCAUAUCGCUUACCACCAGGCGGUAGAAGGGGAUGAAAGAAAUAUUGAUGGUUACUUCUCCGUAAAGAGAGAAGAAGCAGUAGUGAAGGAAUGGAGAACUAAGCUAUCCCUUGGGGAGUUCAGAUGUAUAAUGGGGAGCGACCGGGUCUAUUAUCGAUCCCCGGAGGAAACCUCGACCAUAUCCUUAGCCGGGGUAAAAGCGCGGAAGGCAGAGAAGCUGACCCCCGCUCAAGAGUUCGCUCAAUGCAUUCGAUACUUAAGGGAAGGAGGGGAAUCCACCCCCACAGACUGGUUUAACUGUCCGGAUUUAGUGCCGGAAUCGCGGGGUCAUGAGCUCCUCAUUCAGCUCCGGGAGGAUUUGGAAACUAAGGGCCGUCAUGUGCCGAGAUGGGGUCUAACUAAAUGGAAGAAGGGAAAAAUGAUAAAUGUGCUGUUCCGUACAGUAACGGGUCUCCUAAGGGAAUACGCAAAUUUAGAGGCACAGAUGCAUACGGCGGGUAAGGAGUCGCUGGAGUGGGCAGCAAAAAGCUUCGGAGCGGCGCUUAUCAGAAGCACCGGCUGCAUGAUACCGCUAGCAGAAAAUGGCGCCGAAAGAAGCGCGAGCCAUCUGGGAAACCCGGAAAGGAGGGGCAGAGUUUCAGAAGACCUGGCUGGGAUCCACCUAGUGCCUCCGCCCCCUGAGGUGACAUUGUCCCCGGCGGCCCCACCUUCUUGCCAAGGGGAGGGGGCAAUGGGAGGAGAGAUAUACCCAACGCUCCCAGAUGAAGAAUUUAACUCUUUCUCUACCACAGCUCACCCGAUAGCUGUGACGAAGCAUGUUGCAGAUGAAGAUGGUACCACACGUACCACUGUCAUCUCACACGCACACACUCGACCAGAGAUUCAAGAGCUUUGCAAGGAAUCUAAAAUAAGAUCAGGAGAGACCUUGGCAAUGUGGUUAGGACGGUUAAUAGUGGAAUUCGGAUCUGAUACCUUCGAUAAAGAAGCGAGUGCCUUGACCCGACAGGCGGCAUGGAGUGGUGGGCGUGCUACCGACUUGAAUGUGGUCAUAGACAGUGCCCACUGGCCCAUCCUGAUCCCGGCACUCGUAGUGGGACAGGUAACCCACAAAUUUCACACCUGGCACAAAGGUCGUCCACAGAGGGCCACUGCGGAGCAACUCCUCCUAGCUAUAGUUGGGGUGUCAUAUCUCUCAUGGAGCCUGAGGACAAAUCCCAUGGGACUAACUGCCGUGCAACAAAAAGAGAGAUGGGCUCAUCGCCACCUAUCGGACCCAGGGGCAAUCCCAACGCCCUUGGAAGCUAUAGAGGCCUGCAUGGAGGUAUACGGAGGAGCAAAUGCCGUUACACUCCGACUCUUCUUGAACCCAAUGGCAGGUCAACCAGUGGGAAAUCUCUUAGGCCAUCUCCCACGUCUACAAGCACUUAUGCAACAAGGUGAAGAAGCUUCUGAUACUAUAAGGGACCGAUCUUCGAUAUACCCAGCCGGAACACUGAGACCCAGACGGCAAGAAUUUAUCCCUCGACGAGAGCAAAGGUGGUCACCUCCAGGAACCCCAAAGGAGAGAACCCUGAAGGAAAGAACCAUGUUUGGUUUUCUUCUCUCCCGCACCGGACUUACGAAGGCACAGCUAUGAAUUUUGGGAGAAAGGGGCCAGUCUUGUCUGGCUGAAGCAUUGGGAUUCAAAUUCGAGGACUCAUCAAAAAACGAGUAAUGGCCGUCGGCUCUGCCGGCGGCCUUCUCCAGUUCAGACCUGACCCUACGGAUUCUCAACCAUACACCAAACUCACUGUUUACAACCCUACCGAUCCGGAUGAGCAACAACAAGCAUUCUUCCUUCUCGAUACUGGAGCUCAAACCAAUGUGAUUACCUCAAUGAUACCUCAUCAAAAGACCACCAAAACGAUUAAGGUACAAGGGCUUAAUGCUAUCGCUGUCACAACGAAGGUCAAAUUUUGGGUCCAAGGCUACCGAUAUCCCCUAGAGGCUGUCCUAGGGGGCAUUAACAUUUUAGGGAUCCUGGGGAUAAAAGUGCUUGACCUUAAAGAACAAGUGCUACAGGCAUUACCCAUCAUUAUCCCAGAACAGGAUUGGCAUCAACCAACGCUUCGUAACAACUCGACCUGGCGAUAUUGACCAAUCCUGACUAAAGGUUCACUAAAGCAGUCCCUUACUGACCUCCUGAGACGGCUCGAGCGACGAGGCUGUAUUAAGACUGUAACAGCCAGCACCUACCUGUCAUCAGGAUGGGGGGUAGCGAAACCUGGAAAGCCUAAUGAAGCCCGGUUGGUUGUAGACUAUCAAGAAGUCAACAAAAGGUGUCAAGUACUUCAACAACCUAAUCCAUCUACUCUGCCACAAUGUAUGUUUGAGAUGGCACAGUUCCAACAAAGUAAGUAGGUUGGAGUCACAUUGGAUCUUAAAAAUAUGUUCUUUUCCAUCCCGAUAAAUGACCCGGAAGGAAUACUAAACGUGUAUUGAUGGCAUCAUGUAUAGGUGGGCAGUCUGUCCACAAGGAUAUCGUAACGCUCCAUCACUAGCAACUGGUGCCAUGAAUAACACCCUAAAGAGUUUUCGAGCUUCAUAUUCUCUUCCUCAAGAGAAGGAACUAAAGAUUUGGAGUUACGUGGAUGAUAUCGCCAUCAUGGGUCGUGAUAGUUCCGUAGUUACUAGUAUAAUCAGUAAACUAGUCGCUCACCUUCAGAGUGAGGGAUGGACAAUCAACGAGGAAAAGUCGUGUUUGCAUCCUGUAGGUGACAUUACUUUCCUUGGUACUCGAUACAUCGGUUCCAUCCGCCACGGAAUUUCUCAUGAGGGUCCUAACAUCGAUCCAUUGAAAACAUUCUUCCCUACUACCAAGGGGCACUUUCAACAGCUGUUGGGUCAUUUGAAUUGGUAUCGACAUUAUAUUGAACCUAGCGAUUUGGCACUCCUCACCAAAUUGCAGCCACAGAUCCGUAAUAAAUCCCGAAAGUCUACACCCUGGACAAAAGGAGAUCAGCAGAACCUGCUUCGCCUGCUAGCUACAGUUAAAGAUACACAACUCCAUGCCAUCGAUCUGGGCGAGUCACUAACCGUAACCCUCGAGUUCACCACCAACCAUGUGUGGGCUGUCGUACAUAAUUCUCAUGAUGAGCUAGUAUAUACAGCCCAUAAAACACUUCAAGCGGCACAACAUCGAUAUGGAGCUGUGGGAAAAAUCCUCCUCGCCGAACAAUUGGUGGAGUCUUUAGCAAGGGAGCAUGGGACAUUACGCGCUCCCGGUGCCACAUUGUUACCCUUGCUGGAUGCACACAGAGUUGACCCACAUUUUCAGGGAGAAUCUAAGACCUGGAAUACGCUAGUACUUACCCACCAUUACAACUGGCAUUGUUGGAGGUUGGAAGACACGAUACCUGAUCCAAGCCCAGAAGAUGAGGAGAAGGUCCCUACAUUGUAUGGAACUUCUGCCCCGGCAUGGAUGGCCUCAGAUGGAACCUCCCGACAUGGCGGAGGCUAUGGGUAUUAUUGCAAAGCUUGUAACGAUAAGGAAAUCUUUCAAGCUGACCCAGAUGAUAAUUUGGCCCAAAGAUGUGAAUUAUUAGGAUUCCUUAAGGUACUGGAACAUUGUCUGACACAUCAUAACGAUACACUCCCAGUUCCGAUCAUUACAAUUGAUUCGCAACACAUUUAUAAAAUUCUUACGGGCACAGCUUUUCCUUCUGAACAUUUGAAUGAUUGGCAAGAUAUUUGGGAAACGUUAACUAAAUUUGUGCGCCUCCCGUUGAUUAGGCACACUAAGUCCCAUCGUCCAGAUACCGAUCCAGUGCAUGAGGUAAUUGAUAAGCUUUUGGAAGAUCCACUUCGAACCGACAUAGCCUUGCCUGUCACAUCUACCACUGAUCCUGAAGUAAAUCCGUUCCUCGCGUGGCUUCAUGAGAAUUGGGGUCACCCGGGACUAUGAGCUUGCCCUAAACGUUGGUGCCGAACCCUUACGGAGCCAGCCUUAUACGGAGCUCGGCGCGAUUGGGAAAAGGUAGCUCAGGCCUGUGAGAUAUGUGCUAAGGAAAAGUGCCAUAGAACCAAGCACCAACUAGGAGCUUUCGAUUCUUCACAGUUUCAAGCAGGAAAAGUUUACCAGGUAGAUUUGCUGGGACCCCUCCCAGGGUCUAAGCCACCAAAUAAAGGACUAGUUGUCGAUUUGGGAAUGAGACAGUUACAGGUUAUCCCCCUACGGAAAAGUAAUGCCAGUGCUGUCAUUUCGGCUUUGACUGCUGUAUUUGCUACCUGGCAACCUCCUCAUGAGAUUCAAUCUGAUGGAGGACCCCCAUUUAAUUCAAACGCUCUGGAUAAAUUCGCUCGUCUUCAUAAUGUAGCCUGGCAUCUUCAUUUGCCGUAUAACCUGCAGUCCAACGGUGUUGUGGAAAGGCACAUAGGCCUGUACAAGGAGCAACUUCGCCUUAGAGGAGGAGGGACGUUUAAAAACUGGACUAAAUUUAAUCACGAUUUCCUUAUUUCACUAAACACCGCUAAACCAUUAUGGGACGAAGCUAAUGUCCAGAAACCUCCACCUUGGGAGCCCAAGUUUCAACCAGACGAGUUAGUGUGGAUUUCAAUACCGCACCCCCAUCAGUCUCAUCCACAAGUUCACAAAGGGACCGUUCAGCGGUCGGGACAAUAUCCCAAUACCUAUUCUGUCCAAUUGGAAGAGAAGCCUGAUCGUCCUCCUAUUAUCGUUCAUCACAACUGGAUGACACGCCGUUCCAACGUUUCCCCAGUAUCCUUACAGUAAAUCCAAUUAUGAGUCUUUUGUCUUGUGUUGUUGCUUUCUCUCUUCACAGGACUGACCCUAGAAAAGUGGUAGUCCACAGCUGCCCGAGUGUGAGAUUCAUCGAGCCCCAGACUGCAGUUCAUUCGAGUUAAUAGAGUGAUGAUUAUAAAGAAGACACUGAGACGGAGAACGUUCAUUAGCUCAGGACUUGCUAUGACACUAUUUACUCUCAUUUUGUUAAGUUUUUUUUAUUGACAUUGUCUGUUAAUAGGAAAGGACGGACUAACUACCAGACAAGGAGAGUCCCAAGCAGAUGUUCUCUAAUCAGACGAUGAUCAACAGUUGUUGUUUUGUGUUCAAAGUUAUUGUAUUUUGUAACUUGUUGAAAAGACCGGUCUAUCAAGUUGUUUGUUUAUAUACAUAUAUUACUGGUUGUUAAAGCUUUGCCAGGUCAGUAAGUCCCAAAACAAAGAUGCCGGAUGAUAAGCUCAUGUAUCUAAAAUUCCAGUUGUGCCGUCGGUAAGGGGGCAUGUCACAACCCAGUGAUUUUUGUGCCUCGGCACGGUGGAAUUUUCCCGCCACAUGAGAGUGUCUUGCAAAGUAAAAGGCUUUCUGUUGUUGCAGAAAACCCCCGGUGCAAGAGAGUUCCCGCCAUUCGAAUGUAAAUUUGUGUCCCACUAUUGGCCAGUUCUAAAUUAUGUACACGUGGCGGCUAGUAAUUGGCUUGCUGGCUGUUUAAAAAUUAGCGCGACUUCCGCCCAAGUCGGAGAACUUUGAGCACGCUGCAGAGUGCCUCUGAAGAGAUCUGACUCGUGGCUGAGCUGAUCGAUAGACUGCUAUCGAUUCUUCUCCCCGUCGCUGAGCGCAAUCCCAGACGUAUCCCUUUCCCUGCUGGCCCGAUUUGUAGAUGGACGUGCUGGCCUGAGCCCUGCCAGCUGGAACAACUAACGUAGUUGUUCAGACGACCGGACUGUUUUUCGUCGCAACAGCAAGCGACAUUAAGUAAAGUUUUACAACCAUAAAGCUUUCUCAGCUUCUCUAUUCACCAGCCCGCCCUGACGAACGAGUAAUUAUUGAAUCACCUCAAGUCAGCUUUGGCCGUCCGAGACAUCAGCAACUCUAAUUAAGGCAUCCCAUGGAGAGACCGUACUGACUAUGGACUCGAGGAGUUGGGUCUUCUAGGGGGAAGCUGUGAAUUCAGAACUCUCCUCCUUUGUGUUUUGCUUGGCAGAUGUGCCCAAUCUGCUUUUUAGAGCUGCAGUGUUUCCCCCUCCUCCAUCUGAACAGAAAUGCAUCUGGUCCUUGAACACACCCAACUACUGGAAUGACUGAGCCACAAAAAGGACUCAUGCGCAGUAAAGGACUCUGUGACUGAGAGGAGCAGGAAGUGCAUAUCACUUUUUCAUCUAUUUGACAUGAGACACAAGGAGGGGCUGGAUAACUAGAUGCUCAAUUGGUAGUACUAGGGCAAAAAAGUUUCUGAAUGUUUGGGACACGUGUGUACCCCACUAUAAGGAUGUUCAUGUGGACAAACAAUGCUUCUCAAACAACUUCAGUUACUGAAACAGAUGGAUUUUGAUUUUUCUCUCAGUUGCUGUGAAUGGAGAAUAACAAGUCAUACAUGGCUGCUAGGGUGGCGGAGGAAAGGGAUCGCAGACCAUGUCCCACCCCAUCUGCCUGUGGCUGACUGCAUUAUGUCUUGCUUGUGCUGCCAGGAAGCUUCAGAGGCUAUGAAAUUGUAGUGUCCAGAUUUGAUCAUCUACAUAGCAUUUAUGGAGCAAAUCCACCCAGAGGAAUUUUGUUCCUGGACACACAGCCCUGCAUGUAUGGAUGUUUACACAGAUUUCCUUUAUUUUCAAUGGUAUUACAAGCAAACCAAGCAGGAACAGAUGAAUUCUGGAGAUCAACACUUGAAUAUGAUGGCAGGGUUUGGGCUUCUUUGACCAUGAGAUGGUGUUGCUAGAAGGACUGUUGUGAAGAGAAGGGGUCCACCAAGAAUGUCUUUGAAUACAGUGUCACUAAGCUACCAAGGAGGGCUUUAAACUUGUGUUAACCAGGGAUGGAGACAAAAGCUCAGAGGUUUUCACAAGUACUUCUGGAGCUCAAGCUAACUUGAAGACAACUGGAAGAAUUGAAUGUAUAUACUGCAGUACUCCAGUCUUUCUGAGCAUGAGUGCAGCUUUACUCUGAGAGAGGCAGAACAUUGAGUGAUCAUCUCAAAAUUUGGCCCAGAUUGGAGGCGGCAGCCUGUUUGAGCUGCUCCCUGGAUCACCGUUGGGUUCAAGAAGGGAUCUCCGGCUGUGAAAUCUUCAAGGUAUAGAAAAAACCAGAGGAAAUGAACAUGAUCAAGCAUAUAUUGUGAAAAUGUAAUGUUGCCUAUGUAAGACGUGAAAUAACUUCUGUUUUUCCAUUUUUGCUGUUGACAAGCUGGCUUAUUAUACUUUGAUCACAUACUUUACUGGUGAUGGUUCUCAUUAAUUUUAAAAGGCAUAUGUCAAAAAAAAAAAUCUCAUAUUAGCAGCUUUUAGCUUUUUUCCCCUUAACAAAAGAAUUCAAUUACUUUUUUUUUAGCUUUCCCCAAGUUCUGACUACCUCAUCAAAACAGAAUUCUAAACAGCUCUGGUUAAUCAACAUGUGACAAUGUUCUAGAUACAACUUCAGGAUGAUAAUGGCCGAUUGAACUGAAGUUAAUUUCCACUUGGCUUUUACCUUCUAAUUAUUUAACAGCUCAGCAACAAAAACCUUUACCAACAAUAUGCCUGCAGGGCUCUUGGUUGACAGUACAUAGCUCAGUUGAGUUUAGCUACUCCUAAAGAAAUGCUACCACUCGAGAGGUUGAAAUAUUUGAAAGUUCAGAGCUUCUCUUAUGGAUGAAAUGGAAAAAUAUCAAUUAGAAUACAAAUGUACUAAUUAAUACAUUGAAAAAAAUAAAACUCUAAUAAGCAUAUAAUUAAGUCAACAGCAGUCUUGCUGAUGUGCAAAAGAAAAUAUAGUCUGAAUUCUGCCUUUGUGAAAGGGAUAUGCAUAGUCUGUUGGACAAAAAAGUGGCUUCUGAGCUACUGCAGCCAGCAAAAAGGAAGUUAAAACCUUAUGUUCCUGUCACUCUCCUGAGAUGGUGAUAAUAUUUCUCAUCCAUUUCAUGGCACAAUGCCAUAUCUAUGUGCAAAAACUGACCUCAUCUGUAUACAUACAAGCCUGUACCUCUCCCUUAUGUGUAUACAUUUCUGUUUAUUUGCUGUGAACUACUAAAUGUUUGCAUUCCUGCUAAUAAUUGUCCAGAGACAAUACCUGCUAAUUCUGAUACAUAGGUUUUAAGUAGUUUCUAAUGCAUUGUGACCAGACUUAAUCAAGAAACUGUCUUUGAAAGCUUUUGUGGAUCUAAAUAGAGUUAACCAGCUCAGAUACUUGUAUUUACAAUAGACUAUAAGAGCCAUCUUCCAUGUUGUAUCUCCUGUCAGAGUCUCAAUCUGCCAAUCCUGCUGAAUGCCUACCACUUCAAUCCCAGAACAUGUCUAUAGCUACAGAUCAAUGUAGUCAUCAACCAGUUAUACCUGAAAGCUGAUGAUGUCAUUGGUGAUUGUCCAGGGUGCCCCAUCGAGGCCAGCAUGAAUAAUUAUAUUAGCAAAUGUUCAAGGGGCCUCAGGUGCUAAACAAGACCUUACUGACAAAUCAUUUCCUGACUUAAAGUACCAAUAAAAGAUA
Alligator mississippiensis (American alligator) is the source of this 11703-nucleotide messenger RNA. RefSeq lists its product as uncharacterized. The transcript is spliced from 9 exons. The record is from RefSeq and is a predicted model, not a curated record. Bases 3142 to 4887 code for a protein of 581 amino acids. Lineage: Eukaryota; Metazoa; Chordata; Crocodylia; Alligatoridae.